This is a messenger RNA of Ylistrum balloti, 3454 nucleotides long. RefSeq names its product ras-related protein Rab-2. The record is from RefSeq and is a predicted model, not a curated record. Gene Ontology annotation, cellular component: Golgi apparatus. The transcript has 9 exons. Gene Ontology annotation, molecular function: GTP binding; GTPase activity. NCBI's taxonomy places the organism in Eukaryota, Metazoa, Mollusca, Bivalvia, Pectinida, Pectinidae. Bases 1 to 759 code for a protein of 252 amino acids.
AUGGUGAGUGUCGUCGAUGGGGCAGAAGACGCUUACUCUUCUGGAACACCUGGGCCCGAUAGUGUGACGUCAACAAACUUGACAUCAUCAACCCAGACCAACUCUUUUUCGUGGAUAAAGAUGUCAUACGCUUAUUUAUUCAAGUAUAUUAUUAUCGGAGAUACAGGAGUUGGAAAAUCCUGUCUCCUCCUUCAGUUCACAGACAAGAGAUUCCAGCCUGUCCAUGAUUUAACUAUAGGUGUGGAAUUUGGAGCUCGUAUGAUUACUAUUGAUGGAAAACAAAUCAAACUACAGAUCUGGGAUACAGCUGGGCAGGAGUCAUUCAGGUCCAUUACAAGAUCUUACUACAGAGGGGCUGCCGGGGCACUAUUGGUGUACGACAUUACCAGGAGAGACACAUUCAAUCAUUUAACAACUUGGUUGGAAGAUGCCAGACAGCAUUCCAACUCCAACAUGGUCAUCAUGUUGAUAGGAAACAAAAGUGAUUUAGAAGCAAGACGUGAUGUCAAAAAGGAGGAGGGUGAAGCAUUCGCUAGAGAGCACGGACUUAUAUUUAUGGAGACCUCUGCUAAAACAGCUGCUAAUGUUGAAGAGGCUUUCAUCAACACUGCAAAAGAGAUCUACCAAAAGAUACAGGAUGGUGUAUUUGAUAUAAAUAAUGAGGCAAAUGGCAUUAAGAUUGGACCUCAACACUCUCCUAGCAAUCCCAGCAUGCCUUCCUCAGGCGGUGGUAGCAGCCAGGGAGGUGGCUGUUGUUAACUGGCACCUACAUCACCGGGAUACUUCAAAUCCAUCAAUGUUGUGAUGGGAACAUCUGCUAUAGACAGCGACGACAUCCAUUUUAACAUACCACAUAAAACCUUGUCCACUCUUUCAGUAUCAAUAACAUCAUACGACAUCAUCAAAACCAGCUUUCUGGUUCUCAUACAUGCAUAUGGUGUCAAUAUGCCUAGUAUUCAUGCUUGAAUGAAAAACAGGCGCCAAAAAAAAAAAAAAAAAACGAGUUCAUCAAACUUCAAGGGUUUUGAAUAAAAAGAUUUUGAAAAUGGGUUUUUUCUACCAUAAUCAGUAAGGUGGUUUUUUCCCAUUGUUUUUUUUUUUCUUUUUUUACUGCCUUUUCUUAUUUUUUUUUUUUUUUAAGUGAAAAGUCAUUUUACAGUCAGGAUUUAGUCUUUUAUUUCCAUUCAAAAUUUGCAGACUUAAUUGCUUUUAAAGGAAUGUUUCUUGGUUUUGUCAAAUCUUAUGUGCAAUAGUUGGUAAGAAAAUAAUGGUGAUAAAUGUGAAACAUGGGUUAUUGUUGCUGUGACAUUACCAAACAUUCAAAAAAGUAACAAACAAUUCUUGUAGGAAAAAGAUUUACUAGAUAGUGGAUGCGCAGGUUUGCCUGUUUAUAUAGAGAUGUUCCCAGUAAAUAUAACUUAGUAAUUUAGGAUCAUUUACAAUUGUGUUUCCUAAAAAUGAUCUUGGAAAAAAAGAAAAGCUUGACAAACAUUGCAGAUAUGUUUAUUUCAUUUCUGAUAUUUAACAUAAAAGUGCUUAUUUAAAAGCAUUUUUACAUAUAUUUUCAAAUUUUCUUAUGUAUUUUUAUUAUGUGUCAUUGCUAUUACUUUCAUAGUUCACCUCUGGAGUUUAAUUUGAAAAUCGUAUCCAUUUCAUGAAGUUUGAUAGCAAGUAAGGGGAGAUAACUCAACAAUUUUAUGUCACACUUUUGUUAUUUAUCACAUCAAAUUGUUCUAGAAUAUUAUUUUAGAGAGUAUUUAUGUUUUGACCCAACAAGCGGCUAAUUUAGUUUACUCGUUUAUCUUAAUAUUUGUUUUGUAUUGUUGUGUGAUGUAAAAUGUAUGUAGUAUGGAAUUUGUUGAAGUGCAUUUAAGUAUGGAUAUUUUGUAGCAUUCAUUCUGUAUGUUAUGUAUGAUCAGAGGUGUGAGACGAAAUUUAGUUGCAAUUUAAGAAGAUCAGAAUUUGCUGUGGUCUCAGUAAAAACAUUCAGUUACACAGAAAUGAGAAUUGUAUCUUUACUUGUAUGUGUGUGUAUUUACAUCCAUUCCUGAACAGAUUUUGCUUAUCAAAACACAAGAUUUUUGUUAAAAAAACGAAGAAACUUUUGAGAAUGAUGAAAUUGAAGUAUCUUAUUGAUCUCUAUGUCUUGACCAAAGUGAAACUACUACAAAAAUUUGCAUUGAUUUAUGAUGGACAUCCUUUAUCAUUACCCUACAAAGCAAGUUGUGAAACAGUCCUAGAUAUAAAUCAGAGUUGUAUAUAGAAAUUGUGAUAGGGGUUGUCAUCAUUACAUAUUUAUACAUUCCAUACAUACAGAUAUCUUUUUUUCUGCCAAUAAUGUUUAUAUUAAAUUGAACUAACCUUAAACUUGAAACAUAAAACUAUUGUGCAAGAAAUAUUUAUGACAUAAAAUUAGAAAUGUCAUUAUCUUUUGUAUAACAUUGUUUAAAUGCACAUUAAUUUGAAUAGCCCAACAUUUCUUAGGAGUUUGAUUUUGGGAAAAAACACAUUGUGAAUGUUAUAUAAUAAAUCAAUAUCACUUUGAGACUUUUGGGACACUGCCCACACUUUCAGAAUCCACUACACCACCAAGAAUGAAAAAUCCUCCAAAAAUCUGUGAUAGUUGGGUUAUAGUUACACUCCCUUCAGAAUGAGCUGUCUCUUAAUCUGCAAAGUUGGUUCCACAUCUUUGUCCUACUUUGUCCAGCUGAAGAACAAGGUAUCAGGCUCCACCUCUUGUUUUUGUCAUCACUGAUGUAAUGACAGAUAGGUCCCAGACCCUUUACUUACAAGACAUUCACCACAGAUUUGGGGCAUCAAGAACUUGUGAUUUUUGAAAAAAUAUUUGAAUGGAAUUACUCUUAUGCUUCAUAUUUAUGGUAAAUGUGGAAAUUUCUCUAAAAGGACCAAUCAUACCAUUUUUAUGAUAUUGAUAUAAAUACAUAAAAAUACAAAAACCAUGAAAGAAAAAUACAAAAACCAAGAAAGAAGUUAUCAAGCAAAAUUCAAUUGCGAUUUUUAAGCUAAGAAGAAUCCAGUUGGUCUUGAUUGCAUGUUUAAUAUUGACUAGAGCUAAAAUUGUUUUCAAAUCAGCAUUGAUGGGCUAAGGUGCCUGAAGCCAACAUUUCAUUGUGAUCUGCAUACUGUGCACCAUGUUACUUUUGUGCUUAUUGUGAAACAAAACAACUUUUUUGGUGGAAAUUUCACUUUUGAUCCUGUCCAUAUGAAAUUGAACACUACAAAUGACUAAACACCAAAGUAUUGUAUUCCACUAUUAGUUAGUGGGAUUUAUAUGAAAGCUCUUUACAGAAUUCUCAUGUGAUCCUCUCUAUGAUUGAUGUUAAUAGAGAUAACUUUUGGACAUGUUAUCCAAGGAUUAAGGAUCAUGACAUUAUGUUCCAUUAUUACAGAUGUAUGUAAGUUGGUUUGGUUAAAUAAAUGUUGGUCAUCUCAA